GCGUCUUUUCCCCAGCUCUCGAGGAACGCGUCUUGCUUUCAAAGCAAAUUCUUCCUCCCCACCACCGCUACCUUCUGCUGCCACUUCGACUUCAUCUUCCUCUUCCUCUUCCAUUCUACAUUCUCCAUCCUCAUUCCUCAAUUUCCGUCUCAUCCCCCCUUUCUAUAUCCGUUUCAUAUCUAUCUUCCUCGCCGUUUGCCAUUUUGUAGAAGAGCUUUACCAACAACGUGGAAACAAUUUAGCAGAGGGGGAACUUCAAGAUGUUUGUUUACAAGAGAGAUGGACGCAAGGAGCGUGUGCAGUUCGACAAGAUCACAGCUCGUGUAUCCAGACUCUGCUAUGGCCUGGAUCCAGAGCAUGUCGAUGCUGCAGCUAUCACCCAGAAGGUCAUUUCCGGUGUUUACCAAGGUGUGACCACUGUGGAGCUGGACAACUUGGCAGCUGAAACUGCGGCGUAUAUGACCGUCACCCAUCCCGACUAUGCCAUCCUAGCUGCCCGGAUAGCUGUAUCCAACCUCCAUAAGCAAACGAAGAAACAGUUUUCUUCAGUGAUAGAUGACCUGUACCAUUACCACAACCCGAAAAACCAACGGCCUGCCCCGAUGAUAUCGCAGGGCACGUACGAAACAGUGAUGCGUCAUGCAGAUGAAUUUAACUCCGCCAUUGUCUAUGAUCGUGAUUUCAACUACCAAUACUUCGGAUUUAAGACUCUGGAGCGGUCUUAUCUACUUCGAAUCAAUGGCAAAGUUGCUGAACGACCACAACACAUGAUCAUGCGUGUUGCUGUCGGAAUUCACGGUGAUGAUGUAGAAAAAGUCAUCGAGACCUAUAAUCUCAUGUCCCAGAAAUUUUUCACUCACGCUUCUCCCACACUCUUCAAUGCUGGUACCCCCCAACCUCAGAUGGCUUCUUGCUUCCUCAUCGAUAUGAAGGAAGACAGUAUUGAGGGCAUUUACGACACGUUGAAAACUUGUGCUUUGAUUUCGAAGACUGCUGGUGGUAUUGGUCUCAACAUUCACCGUAUUCGUGGCACUGGCUCUUACAUUGCAGGGACGAAUGGUUCCUCAAAUGGAAUUGUUCCCAUGCUCCGCGUUUUCAACAAUACCGCUAGAUAUGUCGAUCAGGGAGGUAACAAGCGACCAGGAGCCUUCGCCAUUUAUCUCGAGCCGUGGCACACCGAUAUCUUUGAGUUCUUGGACCUUCGUAAGAACCAUGGCAAGGAAGAGGUUCGCGCUCGCGAUCUCUUCCUUGCUCUCUGGACGCCCGAUCUGUUCAUGAAGCGUGUUGAGAAGAAUGGCGAGUGGACUCUCUUCUGCCCCAAUGAAGCACCAGGCUUGGCAGAUGUCUAUGGUGAAGAAUUUGAUGCUCUUUACGAAAAGUACGAAAAGGAAGGCAGAGGCAAGAAAACCAUCAAAGCGCAGAAGCUUUGGUAUGCUAUUCUUGAAGCUCAGACUGAGACCGGUAACCCGUUUAUGCUUUACAAAGACGCGUGCAACAAGAAGAGCAACCAAAAGAAUUUAGGCACAAUCAGAAGCUCUAACCUGUGCACUGAGAUCAUUGAAUAUUGCUCGCCAGAUGAAGUAGCGGUUUGCAACUUGGCGUCUAUUGCUUUGCCGACUUUCGUGGAUCCUGUCAGGGGAGAGUAUGAUUUCGGCAAGCUCCACGAAGUAACUCAAGUUGUCGUUCGAAACCUUAAUAAAAUCAUCGAUGGGAACUACUAUCCAGUCGAGGAAGCGAAGCGAAGCAACUUCCGGCACCGUCCUAUUGCUUGCGGUGUACAGGGCCUUGCUGAUGCUUUCCUUGCUCUGCGACUUCCAUUCGAAUCCCCUGAAGCUAAACAGCUGAACAUUCAAAUUUUCGAAACAAUUUACCACGCAAGUUUGACUGCGUCCUGUGAGCUGGCCAAGAUCGACGGGCCAUAUUCCACCUAUGAAGGGUCCCCAGUCUCUCAGGGUAUCCUCCAGUAUGAUAUGUGGAAUGUCACUCCCACCGACCUCUGGGAUUGGGACUCGCUAAAACAGGAUAUUGCUAAGCAUGGAGUGCGCAACAGCUUGCUUGUUGCGCCCAUGCCUACUGCCAGCACCAGUCAGAUUCUUGGGUUCAACGAAUGCUUUGAACCCUACACCUCUAAUAUCUACUCGCGCCGUGUUCUAGCGGGUGAAUUCCAGAUUGUCAACCCUUGGCUCCUGAAGGACCUCGUGGACAUGGGGCUCUGGUCCGACAACAUGAAAAAUCGUAUCAUUGCGGAUGGAGGCUCGAUUCAGAACAUUCCCAACAUCCCGCAGGAUAUCAAAGCGCUAUAUAAGACUGUCUGGGAAAUAUCCCAGCGAACUAUUGUCCAGAUGGCUGCUGAUCGAGGUGCAUUCAUCGACCAAUCCCAGUCGCUCAAUAUCCAUUUGAAGGAGCCCACUAUGGGUAAGAUUACCAGCAUGCAUUUCACUGGCUGGAAACUUGGCUUGAAGACCGGAAUGUACUAUCUCCGUACAAUGGCUGCUUCAGCUCCAAUUCAAUUCACCGUGGACCAAGAACAGCUCAAAGUUGCAGACACCAACGUUGCGCGUGUCAAUGGUGCGAUGAAGAAGCGUGGUGGCGUUUCGUCCAGUUAUACUAGUGCCUACUCCUCUGUUCCUCGACCCAUGUACGAUCAAAUACAGACCAAUGACCAGACGUCAUCCAUGUCUAAAGGAAACACCAUGGCUGCUGACCUGAGCUCGAAAACUAUUUCCCCGGAGCCCACUGUUUCCCAGCAGAGUGGUGAGUUGACGUCAUCGCAAAAUACCAAGGCCAAGGCCAACGGAUCUGGUGAUUCGACGAAUGGAGAGGUUGGCGGUGAUGAAGAGACCGAAGGGGAUAUAUAUUCGCAGGAAGUUAUUGCUUGCAGUAUUGAGAAUCCCGAGUCCUGCGUGAUGUGCAGUGGUUAAACGAGGUGCAUAUGCUCUACUAUUGUCAUGUCACGCACAAUAUCAGAAUCAAACGACCACACACCACCGAUCGAUGUAUGGACUACGUGCCUAUAAGACUACCUAUCGCAUCAACUACCACCCGGUAUAUUGAUCGAUUGACCAAUAUUCCUUUUCCUUUAUUCUAUUUUUAAUCAUGUCGUCAUCUGCCCUGGCCUAAUUCCCCUUUUAUUUUAUUUUAUAUUUUUUAUUUCCUAUGCCACAUCGUCACUGUAAUGAUAGUUAUUCAUGGAUAUGUAUGAGCUCUAAUGCUAUUAUUGUCUUUCUUCAUUGUCUGUCUGCGCUUCUGGUUUUGGUUUUGCUUGUGCUUUCUGCUAUGCAUUUAUCAGUUCGUAACCCUCACCCACCCCCCUUAACGUGGCAUCGUUAUCCUACAUCUUCUAUACGAAACCUACCCUUGUUUUGCCAUUUAUAUAACUAUUACAUUGCAGCUCUGUCCGGUUUUUAUCUCUUUCUAUCUUUUCUCGCCGUUUUGCUUUUCUCGCUUAUGUGUUCAAUGUGAAAAUAGAAACUAGUACCCCGCGAAUUUAUGUUUUAACAAAUACGAUCUUCCCUCCGAGCUUCCUUCUUUGUGUUUUCUUGUCUUUUCUUUUCUUUUCUAUUUUUGUUUUAUUCACAUCGCCCUCGUACCUUUUCCCUUCCCUUCCCUCUCAGUUGGGAAAUGAAAGUGACAAGAAAUGAGCUAUGAAAAGCAUGCUCUACUUAUUAUUAUUAUAAGUCCGGACACGGACGUUUUAGUUGCCCAAGUAGGUUCUGACGUUUAAUAUUCCUCUCUCAUACAUAGGCUGUAUGUAUUACACACAGCUUACCGUACGCACAGUAUAGAAUACAAUCCGGGCGGAUAUGCAUAGCAUAAUCUUUUACCAAUCCACCUCACCCUCCAGUUAGUUUGAUUUAUCUUAUUGAUAGAAACGAAGCAGCAAACUACCUAUGUAGUACUCCGCACAUAUAUGUACAGUACGUACCGUAGAUACGUACAUACCUAUGAAUAAACAAAAAACCGAUCCACAGGGCAGAAAUAUACUCUAUCAAGCCCAUCAUCUAUUCAAACUUUCAUACAAACUAGGAGACAAAAUAGGGCAGAAAAGGAGCAACCUAAGAAAAGGGAAAAAAAAAAGAAAAGAAUGCAAAAGACGAGAAAAAGAGGGGGAGCGACAGAAGAUAAAUGUUUUUGUUACAAAGUAUAGGGAACAAAGACAAAACGUAGGUGGAAAGCCGGUAUGUCUGUCUAUACAUCAUCGUCGUCGUCGUCGUCGUCGUCGCUAUCUUCUUCCUCGAUAUCAUCGUCACCAUCGUAAUCGUCAUUGGUAUUGAUAUUAUCACCACCCUCGCUAGCAACCAUCGACGGCGUCUGAACAGAGGCUAGCUAUCAGCAUGGAGCUUUAUCGCAAUAAUGACGGGCAUCUAUCUAACCUGCACAAAAGGGGUAAAAGCAGGGGAGAGCGAAAAAAAAAAAAAAAAAAAAAAAAAGAAAAAGAAAAAGAAAAAGAAAAAGAGUAACCCCUUAAAAAUGAUAUCCACAUACCUGUGUCAUUUUAUCCAUCAUGACUCUAGGCAGCCUGACAACGGAUGGAGGAGGCGCAUACCGCUCAGUACAUGGUAUCCCCAUUAACCGACAGUACUCUAUCAGAUCGCGGAUUUUCCUCUCAACAAAUACUUCCCGGUCUCGUAUAUAGUAGUCACGGUCUGCAGCGACCGCUGCCAACCACAUUACGCGCUCGUCCCUAGAGACCACCCUACCCCAGCAAAAAUUGUCAAGAAUGCUCCAGUAUACGUCGUCCAGUAUGGCACCCAUGCGACACGCGAG
This is a messenger RNA of Blastomyces gilchristii SLH14081, 4767 nucleotides long. Its product is annotated as ribonucleoside-diphosphate reductase large chain. The record is from RefSeq and is a predicted model, not a curated record. Gene Ontology annotation, cellular component: ribonucleoside-diphosphate reductase complex. The transcript has 5 exons. The coding region runs from base 261 to 2921 and encodes 886 amino acids. Gene Ontology annotation, biological process: deoxyribonucleotide biosynthetic process; DNA replication. Lineage: Eukaryota; Fungi; Ascomycota; Eurotiomycetes; Onygenales; Ajellomycetaceae. Gene Ontology annotation, molecular function: ATP binding; ribonucleoside-diphosphate reductase activity, thioredoxin disulfide as acceptor.